Andrographis paniculata is the source of this 1194-nucleotide messenger RNA. RefSeq names its product tetraspanin-18. The transcript is spliced from 6 exons. The record is from RefSeq and is a predicted model, not a curated record. NCBI's taxonomy places the organism in Eukaryota, Viridiplantae, Streptophyta, Magnoliopsida, Lamiales, Acanthaceae. The coding region runs from base 133 to 918 and encodes 261 amino acids.
AGCCAAGAGCCAAGAGCCAAGAACUGCAAAUGAUUGAAGAUUUGGGAAGCAAGUUAGGUUAUUCAAAAUCAGUUCAUCGGAUUGCGAUUCACAGUGACUGAAAUUUGGAGAAUUCAGGAGCAAAAUCCACAAAUGCGAACCCCAUGUUGCCACACAUGUCUGGCAUUCGUCCUCAAAUUCCUGAUUUUUCUGCAGGCGUUCGUUGGUGUGGCGAUCAUUGUGUGUUCUGCUUACAUGUUGAAUCAAUGGCAGCACCACCAUAACCAAGCUCCUUCGCCUGGUGGAUUUAGGUCUCUGAAUUUUGCAUCGGGCGAGCUUUUCUUCCAGGAUGAUGCCCUCAGCUUCAAUUCCGUUUCUCUUCCAGCCCCCUGGUUUAUAUAUGCAUUCAUGGGAGUCGGAAUUUUGAUAUGUUGCAUCGCUUUAAUUGGUCACAUUGGCGCCGAGGCGAUCAAUGGAUGCUGCCUUUGCUGCUAUGCUGUAUUGGCUACGAUUUUUAUUCUAUUGCAAUUGGGGUUAGUAACUUUCAUUGCUCUUGAUCACCAGUGGGAGAAGGAUAUCCCGUUUGAUCCCACUGGUCAACUUGACAGUCUUCGAAAGUUUAUCCAAGACAAUGUUGAUGUCUUUAUGUGGGUUGGCAUUGCUAUUAUUACAAUACAGGUUCUAUCCAUACUUCUUUCAAUAGUAUUGCGAUCCUUAGUUUCUCGUCCAAGAGCAGAUGACGACAUUGAGGAGGAUUACAGUUUUCGGACUGGUGCCAGAGAGCCGCUGCUUAGCCCAUACUCGGGUCAGGCCUCCGGAUCGACUAGAGGUGAUUCUGAUAUUUGGAGUUCAAGAAUGAGAGCAAAGUAUGGAUUAAGUGGCGGUGAUGCAAAACAGAGUACGCAGAACCAAUCCAUGACGACCGAUGUUAAACCUUGAGAUUGCGAGGAAGAUGACAUGAUGCUGCACCACUGUCUUUUGGUAAAUUUUUCGAUGUAAAUGUGUUGUGAGUUUCCUUUUGUUGCAAAUGUGUCGUCCUUGGUGAGUUUUAGAUGUAAAUGUGUCUCUGAAUUUUCGCGAGUCUUAUGUUUCAUUCAUUUGGUUUCUAUAAUUUGUUUGGUGGUGCAUUGAGACUCUUUAUUUGUGGAGAAGAUGAAAUUGUUUGUGUGUAUGACUUGACUUGAUUGCAACUCCCGAUUAGUACAACUUUGGACA